AUGGUGAUGACAUACCAAUCGUCACUGUCAGAUGACGCAAAUACACGUCGUCUGACCUUUGUUGCUGCAUUCGGGUGGUCGUCAUGGUGGGCGGUCAUGAAUCGUGGUGGGCGCUGGUCGCCAUUGGUUGAUGGUGGUGCUCUGGUGGUGCCAUGUCAUUGUGGUGGUGGGUGUUUGAGGAUGGUGGUGGUGCCAUGUCGCUGGCAGUGGUCGUUACCAUUCGUUGGUGGUGUGUCAUGGCCGUUGUUGGGUCAUGUUGCAUCAUUGUGGUUGUCGCCGUUGUCAAUGUGGUUGGUGGGAGGGAAUGGAGGUGGGGAAGAGGAUGGUUGGUGGGUGGAAAGGAAAGAGUGUUGCAUUUGUUUGGUAGUGUUGCCUUUGUUUGGUAACAGAAGUAAAAUAAACAAACAAAUGAAUGGAUUCCAUUGCAUUCCGUUCCUGUCAAUCCUGUGGAACAUUCCAGUGUCAAUUCUGGAAUGCCCAAAUUCCCCUGGAAUGGUAAGGCACCAGAAUGAUGAAAAUAGCAGGCCUCCCUGCCAAAUUUCAUUCCUCUGGAAUCCACCGGAAUCUGCAGGAAUGACCGGAUUCCUGCAGGAAUUAGGGGGGCACUGA
Laccaria bicolor S238N-H82 is the source of this 609-nucleotide messenger RNA. RefSeq lists its product as uncharacterized. NCBI's taxonomy places the organism in Eukaryota, Fungi, Basidiomycota, Agaricomycetes, Agaricales, Hydnangiaceae. The transcript has a single exon. The record is from RefSeq and is a predicted model, not a curated record. The coding region runs from base 1 to 609 and encodes 202 amino acids.